Messenger RNA from Balaenoptera ricei (Rice's whale), 1906 nucleotides. It is a transcript of the gene GEMIN7, whose product is annotated as gem nuclear organelle associated protein 7. Gene Ontology annotation, molecular function: RNA binding. The transcript has 3 exons. Gene Ontology annotation, biological process: spliceosomal snRNP assembly. The record is from RefSeq and is a predicted model, not a curated record. Gene Ontology annotation, cellular component: SMN-Sm protein complex. NCBI's taxonomy places the organism in Eukaryota, Metazoa, Chordata, Mammalia, Artiodactyla, Balaenopteridae. The coding region runs from base 1220 to 1606 and encodes 128 amino acids.
GUAGGCUGGUCAGUAUCUCGGUUAAGCUGGUAACUCAGCUGGUUCUCUACCUGGCAACUGAAGGGUUAGUUUGUCCACUGAACGGAUCGUUCCCAUUUUCUAGAAAGUGAGCACUGAGGCCCCAGGGACGGAAGUCUGUGAAUCUCCUGGCCCUGCCAUUGACCAAAGCGAUGGGCGCUUUAGUUUUUCUAGUGGGAAAGGGGUUUGGACAUUUUUUCCUGAAACCUGGGCAGGAAAUCCUUGGCUUGGAGACUUGACAGGAUAAAGGACUCUCAGGCUUGGUCACCAGGGAGAAUGGAUAAUGCCUGCUUUUGCUGUGUUGGGCACACCCUAUGCGACCUUUCUCAAACCUGUUUCUUAUCAGGUCACACCUUGACUCCCAAACCUCCAACGGCUCCCCUAUGCUGGCUGAAAAAACUGUCCUUUUGCAUAGGGCAGGGGUGAUGGCCCUGACUCUGUUAUCAGACCAGCCGGGGUUGGCUCCCUUUUCCUGCCAAUCAAAAGCUUGCACCCAGUCAAUGAUCUGGCAUCGUCCAGCUUCAGUUUCCUCUUCGGGAAAAUGGGGCUUGUGCAGGCCGUGCCACGCGGCUUGCAGGAUCUUUGUUCCCCAACCAGGGAUCGAACCCAGGCCUCCAGCAGUGGAAGCGCCGAGUCCUAACCACUGGACUGCCAGGGAGGUGCCUGUUUGCAGUUUUCACAGAGACCGUCAAGCUGUCCCUCUUUGAGUGUCCGUGAGGCUGUGAAUAUGUUCACGUGUUCAGCAGUCAUUGUUACCCACCCUCCAUCUGUUUGUCUGCAUCAGUGGUUCUGAACCAGAGAUGAUUUUUUUUUUUUUUUUUUUUGUCCCCCAGGGGACAUUUGGCAAUAUAUGGAGAUCUUUUUUUUUAAAAAAAUGGCUUUAUUGGGUUGUAAUUCUCCUACCAAACUAUUCACCAGUGGAGACAUUUUUGGUUGUCGCAGCUUGGGGCAAGGGUGGGGCCUGCAUCUAGCGUGUAGAGGCCAGGGAUGCUGCCGAAACCCUACACCUAUGCACAGGACAGCACCUUACAACGCGACAAAGAAUGGUCCAGGCCCAGCUGUCAAUAGUGCCAAAGUUGAGAAGCCCUGGUCCAUUGCUCUGCAGGAUCCUUUCUUGCAAGGAGCUGACAGUUGAGCUCCAGAGACAGGAAGAGGCUCACAAGAAAAAGGACAAUCCCAAUCACCCCUGUACGCCAGGAUAAUGCAGACUCCACUGACCAUUCCUGUGCCUGUGCUCCGGCUCCCCCGGGGCCCUGAUGGCUUGAGCCGAGGCUUUGCCCCCGACGGACGCAGAGCCCCCCUGAAACCGGAGGUUCCUGAAAUCCCGGAGUCUCAAGAAUCUCGGGAAUCCCAGGAACAGCGGGCCCGAGCCGCCCUUCGGGAGCGCUACCUCCGCAGCCUGCUGGCCAUGGUGGGGCGCCAGGUGAGCUUCACGUUGCACGAGGGUGUGCAUGUGACCGCCCACUUCGGAGCCACUGACCUGGACGUGGCCAACUUCUACGUGUCGCAGCUGCAGACUCCGAUAGGCGUGCAGGCUGAGGCGCUGCUCCGGUGUAGUGACAUUAUCUCAUACACCUUCAAACCAUAAAGAUGUUAUCGUGUUCAUCUUUCUGCCUUGGGCGUAGCCACAGUCUCCCAGGCCUCCAUAUGCUCCUGAGCUUGGACCUGUGGGCCCCAGAGAGUUCGGAACACCCUUGGAAUUUUGAGCCAAGCUUCAAGCAACUCUGGCUUCUUGGGACAGUAAAAUUCUGCGGCCCCAGGAGUUCUAGAUCCUGUUGAAAGGAAGGCUCUACCUCACAGAACUCUAAACUGUACAGAUACACGGGCCUCAUGCCUGUUCCUGAAGAUUCCGGGUGGAGAGAGGGAAUAAAGGAAGGCAAAUUGUCUA